AUGGAGAGUGGUAAGAAGACAAUUGGUGUGGUGGCGCUGGUCGCUGCAAUGGUGAUGCUGCAACUCGCGAUAGCUCCGACGGCCAUGGCUCGCUCACUGCAGGGCAUGAAAACAGAUGAGUUGCUUCGGGCGUUCGAGGUUGGAAUGGGAGUGAAUAUGUAUUAUUGUGCUGGAACAUGUGUUGUUAGCCCUUGUUCCGGGACUUCCGCGGAUUGCCGUUGCCAAUGGCCCUCAUGCGUGGCGUAG
Molecule: messenger RNA, 246 nt
Organism: Triticum turgidum subsp. durum (durum wheat)
Lineage: Eukaryota; Viridiplantae; Streptophyta; Magnoliopsida; Poales; Poaceae
Source: the annotation of a GenBank genome assembly